Molecule: messenger RNA, 2478 nt
Organism: Hypanus sabinus (Atlantic stingray)
Lineage: Eukaryota; Metazoa; Chordata; Chondrichthyes; Myliobatiformes; Dasyatidae
Product: gastrula zinc finger protein XlCGF26.1-like
Exons: 1
Coding region: 138-1778 (546 amino acids)
Biological process (GO): regulation of transcription by RNA polymerase II; central nervous system development
Cellular component (GO): nucleus
Molecular function (GO): RNA polymerase II cis-regulatory region sequence-specific DNA binding; DNA-binding transcription factor activity, RNA polymerase II-specific
Source: RefSeq, a predicted model, not a curated record
UCAUCUGUUCUGUGUGUGAGAAAGGAUUCAGUUGGUCUUCCCAACUUGUGGACACACCAGUCAGUUCACACCACACUGGGCAGAGGCUGGUCAUCUGCUGAAUUUCUGGGAAAGGAUUCACUCAGUCAUUUGACCUAAUGGCUCACCAGCGAGUUCACACCAGGGAGCGGCCGUUCACCUGCUCAGUCUGUGAUAAGAGAUUCACUCACUCUUCCACCCUAUGGAAACACCAGCGCGUUCAUACUGGGGAGAAGCCAUACAUCUGCUCAGUCUGUGGGAAGAGAUUCACUGAGUCAUCCACCCUACUGGUACAUCAGCGAGUUCACACUGGGGAGAAGCCGUUCACCUGCUCUGUCUGUGGGAAGGGAUUUACUCGGUUAUCCCACCUACAGAGUCACGAGCGAGUUCACACUGGGGAGAGGCCUUUCACCUGCUCAAAAUGUGGAAAAGGAUUCACUGAUCCAUCCAACCUACAGAGACAUCAACGAGUUCACACUGGGGAGAAGCCAUUCACCUGCUCAGAAUGUGGGAAAGAAUUCACUGAGUUAUCCAACCUGCAGAGUCACCAGCGAGUUCACACUGGGGAGAAGCUGUUCACCUGCUCAGAGUGUGGGAAAGGAUUCACUGAUUCAUCCACCCUACAGAGUCAUCAGCGAGUUCACACUGGAGAGAAGCCGUUCACCUGCUCAGAAUGUGGGAAAGGGUUCACUCAUUUAUCCAACCUACGGAGACACCAGAGAGUUCACACUGGGGAGAAGCCAUUUACCUGCUCAGAAUGUGGUAAAGGAUUCAGUGAAUCAUCCACCCUACUGGUACAUCAGCGAGUUCACACUGGGGAGAAGCCGUUCACCUGCUCAGAAUGUGGGAAAGGAUUUACUGCUUCAUCUGCCCUGCAUAGUCACCAGCGAGUUCACACUGGGGAGAAGCCUUUCACCUGCUCAGUCUGUGGGAAAGGAUUCACUCGGUCAUCCAACCUACAGAGUCAUCAGCAAGUUCACACUGGAGAGAAGCCAUUCACCUGCUCAGUCUGUGGGAAGAGAUUCUCUCAUUCAUCCACCCUACAGAAUCAUCAGCGAGUUCACACUGGGGAGAAGCCAUUCACCUGCUCAGUCUGUGGGAAGAGAUUCACUCAGUCAUCCCAAGUACAGAGUCAUCUGCGAGUUCACACUGGGGAGAAGCCGUUCACCUGUUCAGAAUGUGGGAAGGGAUUUACUCAGUUAUCCCAACUACUGAGUCAUCAGCGAGUUCACACUGGGGAGAAGCCGUUCACCUGCUCAGUCUGUGGGAAGGGAUUCACUGAUCCAUCCAACCUACAGAGUCAUCAGCGAGUUCACACUGGGGAGAAGCCAUUCACCUGUUCAGAAUGUGGGAAGGGAUUUGCACAGUCAUCCCAACUACUGAGUCAUCAGCGAGUUCAUACUGAUGAGAGACCAUUCCCCUGCUCAGUCUGUGGAAAGAGAUUCACACAUUCAUCCACCCUACAGAGACACCAGCGAGUUCACACUGGGGAGAAGCCAUUCACCUGCUCAGUCUGUGGGAAGAGAUUCACUCGGUCAUCUGACCUACAGAGUCAUCAUCGAAUUCACACUGGGAAGAAGCCGUUCACUUGCUCAGAAUGUGGGAAGAGAUUCACUCAUUCAUCCACCCUACAGAAUCACCAGCGAGUUCACACUGGGGAGAGGGCAUUCCCCUGCUCAGUAUGUGGGAAGAGAUUCACUCGCUCUUCCACCCUGCAGAGACAUCAGCAAGUUCAUAAUGGGGAGUGGCCAUUGUUAUGAAUCCCUAGGUUUCAUUUGCUGUGGACUGUCAUUUGAAGAGAGAGACAGAGAUUAAGAAGGUGAAUCAGUCUGACUUACAGCUUAUUUACAUCGCUCGCAGCUUGUUUAGUUUUAACCGAUGACACAGACACUCAGAGUCAGAAGGAGGAAAAACGGAAGGAUCAAAAUCCAGGAACCAGCGGCCAAGGGUCUGAUGCGCCAUCAAUAACUCUCGGAGACCUGAGGCGAGAUAUGGGCUUUUAUUAGCUGAAAAAUUGAACACUCUCAGCAGCAGAACAGCAAGAGAUCAAGGAGCCGUGCCUCCAAUCUCCUUUAUACAGGGGUCUGUGGGAGGACAUAGGAGCAGUCAGCAAGGGGGGGGGGCGUGUCCAGUCAGGUAUAUGUAGUUCACCACAGGGUCGCUCUUUAGAACUUUCCUAUGCCCACAAUGGUAGGUUAAUUAUCAAUUCACCAUACUUCGAAUGUGUGGUUGUGACCCUGUUUGAUCCAUAUCAGUGGAUCUGUUUUGAGGUAUCCUGUGAAGACCACUGACGUCUUAACCCUUGCCUAGAUGUGGUGUGGUAAUUCAUUUGAAGACAAUACCCCUUGUGACAAGUCACUUUCGGUAAUAAUUCAUAUGUGGAUUUGGAAUGAUGACAGAUAAAGUAUACAGCAACUGUCCUCUCAUUUUACCACCAUGGAACCUGUGGAAUUUGACAUA